UUUCAGUCCAGCUACGUAAAUGCAUUCUACAGUCCUACAAUGAAUACAAUAACAUUUCCAGCUGGUAUUCUCCACCACCAUUUUUCAAGAAAGGAAGGCCACAAGCUUUGAAUUAUGGAGGUAUAGGAGUUGUAAUUGGUCAUGAGAUGACUCAUGGAUUUGAUGAUCAUGGAAGACAAAGUGACAAAUUUGGCAACCUCGCUCAGUGGUGGAGUGCUGAAACCCUUAAGAAAUAUCUUAAGAAAACUGAAUGCUUUGUAAAUCAGUAUAGCAACUACUCUUUGCCUGAGUUGGAUGAACUACUCAUGAAAACAGUCAAAGUAAAUGGACUUCUAACCCUUGGUGAAAAUAUGGCGGAUAACGGGGGUUUACAGCAAGCUAUCUGGCCUACAAGAAAUCAAUGCAGAACGAAAAAACUGACCUGAAACUUCCCGGUUUUCAAAACUUCACUUCUGACCAACGUUUUUCUUGGGAUUUGCUCUGAACUGGUGUGAAGCGAGUUCUAAAGAGUCCCUACUGCAGGAGGUGCUCUCAGACCCGCACGCACCGCACAGAUUCCGAGUUCUGGGCAGUGUUGCCAAUUCUCACGAGUUCUCCACCGCCUUCAACUGUCC
Molecule: messenger RNA, 614 nt
Organism: Nilaparvata lugens (brown planthopper)
Lineage: Eukaryota; Metazoa; Arthropoda; Insecta; Hemiptera; Delphacidae
Product: phosphate-regulating neutral endopeptidase PHEX-like
Exons: 6
Coding region: 147-425 (92 amino acids)
Biological process (GO): protein processing
Cellular component (GO): plasma membrane
Molecular function (GO): metalloendopeptidase activity
Source: RefSeq, a predicted model, not a curated record